AAAUGAGAACAGGGAUCAGUCAGACCAGGCUGAACAGGUGGGCCUUCAGUGUGGGUUUUCUGCCUGAUGCCAAUUGAGAAAUCACGCUCCCAAUAUUGUUGUUACUGCUUUCAGCGAAGUCAUGUUGAGGCUUGUUGGGGAGCUUGUAACUCUUAAGUGUAACUAUUUCUGCAAUGACUACUGCAGUCUUAAGAAACUAAUUUUCCUUAGAAUCAAAACUAGGUUUAAUUUCCCCUACUGAAAAGUAGAAACAAUUUGCUCUAAGGUAGCAUGAUUGGUUAUUUCCUUUCCUCCUGCUGAGCUUUCUUUUCAGAAACUGAAGAAAUCUGUGCUUUGUCUCUGGGCUAGCAGCAAUGAGCCCACAACCUCUGUUAAAUGGCAGACUUGCAGGUUGUAUGAGAGGAAUUCAGACUGCUUUCUACAGUGUUUCAUAAGCAAAGGACAGAGGCCCUGUGGCCUUGUAUCCUGUGUGGAAAUGGUGGCACAGAGUAAAGAGCUGGGCAGGGGAGAACAGAAUGCUGUUGUAAUUAAGUAUUGUUGGUAAGGCACUACAGAAUAAAUUGAAAACAAUUGUCUAACUGUUCCCUCUCUGACUUUAGGCCAGAUUCUCUUGAUUCCAAAUUGUUUUGAGCUUGAUAUCUCCCUUCUAGUGUUUGUUUAGCUUUUCUCCUUGAGUCAGUAUUGGCUUAUGCAUUCUCAGCUUGGAUGAACCUCAUAUCUGUAGAUGAGAUGGCGUGUAUUCCAAUUCUAGGCAAUGCAUUAGAAUAAAAUCUCGUUUCAGAAAACUAAGGAAGUUCUUACACAUCUUAUGUGAUGUAUCUUAAAUACUCUCAGUCUUGAUAUUCCAUUUCCCCUUUGCAUCAAAUGCCAGCUUGCCCUAAAAAGGCAUUCCUUGUAAUAUUCCUUAUAACAUUUUUCAUGGCUGCAUUGUAUUCACACCCUGGGCGAAGCUUUAUUUGUGUUAUUUCCUUAGCAUGUGGCAACUGGUCGAGGUACCUUUGCUGCUCUCGGGAAUGGUUCAGCACUGUGUUGCACAUAGACUAAUAAUUGCAGAGAGCAGUUGUGCUGGCUGAGACCAUAAUAUGUUCUUUAAGGCUUCCGUGAAGCAUUGCUUGUGCCUCACCCAGUUGAUAGUGUUAUCCUAGAGGGCUAUUAGUGGCAGAGCUGAUUGUGUUUCUUUAAAUGAAUGAUGCCAAUGGGAAUGGCAUGUUAGGCAGGGCAGCUGCAAGCUCAUCCUGAAACACAACCACCCUUGGAAACCCUAUCCCUACCCCACUGACCCAUGCAGGCCAACUUCAUACUGUUGACUGACCGUGCUGGUUGCGUCAAUGCCUGAAAUGUUGCUGCUUCCUGGCAGUGGGGUGGAUCCUGCUGGUGUGAUUGAUAAUGUGUUACUCGAAGCAGGGGAAAAGCUGCAUUUACACAUCUUGCCCAUGGCUGACAACACAGGCCUGUUACUCAUGGAGUGAAAGAAUCCUUACUCAAUUGGGAUGUCCAUGCAAAGCACGCUUCUAAGUGCUACGCUCCAGGACUUUUAGACAAUAUAAUAUCUUCACGACAGAUAAAGCUGUGUCCCAACAGCUCACUAUCUUUAGCCCUAUCCCUUGUAUUCACAAUUGUGCUUUGGUGCUAUACCUCAAGCCUUUAGAUCUGAAAUGCUCUGCCAAUGGAGAUGCUGUGUUGCAGAGCCCAUUGCUGGAAAAUAAUGUCCUAUGGAACAGCCUCUUCUGCUGAAAUCCUGGCACUGCUGCCUGUCGCAGCAGAAGGAGACAACCUUUCUCCUUUUUUGUUCUGUGUGAGGGUCACUCUUGUAAGAGCACAGCACAGUGCUGAGCCCUGCAGAUGCCUGGAGUUCUCAGUGAUAAAGCCCGUUGCUCUCCCUCUCCUUUCCCCUCGUUGCACUGGACUUAUCUGGGUGCCUGAGUUAUGUUAAGUGGCGGGUGCGUGCCUGUUCUCCAUUCCCCUUGCUGCUUUUGCUCCUUGGAUUUCAAUUCCAAACAUGGUUAUCCCUCUGGGGUCCCUCUCCUCGCUGCUGCCAAGUGAUAGACGUACCAAAUCCAACCCGGCCGCCCUCCCCGCCGCGCUCUCACGGGCUCAUUUUCACUGCCAGAGGGCUGGCGACAGGAGCAUUGCAACCAGAUCUCUAACUGGGCUCAGAAUUUUCCAGCUAAUGGCCUCUGCUUUCUCUUCGCCUGUGCUUUUUCAGCUUCUGUUUUGCCAGAUCUGUUUUGCUUUGGCGCAGGUAGGGAGAGGGCCGGCCUGAUUUGUGAGCCACAAAAAGUGAGCUCUUUGGGGAUUUUUUCAGGAGUGAAAACAUCUAGCAGUGCUUUAACAUGUUGCCGUGAAGUGUGCUGCUGUGGGACCGGCCGGCACUGAGGAGUGGGAGGAGGAACAGUCACCCAGCAGCUCUGCUUUCAGACCUCUGCACUCUUUGCAUAUGACAGUUGCUUUUUAACUCCAGCCGGCCGGGGCAGGAUGAGCACCAACAGCCCCUCCUGGGACCAAGCUGUCCUCCAGCCUCCUGCCUGUGAUGCCUGGAAGGAGCACAUGGAGGGAGCGGCCUACCAUCUGGCCAGCUGUAUCGUCCUCCUGGGCUACAUGGGCGGCAGCGGCAUCUUCGGGUCCCUCUACAUUUUCGGCCUACUGGCUCCGGGCUACUUCUGCUAUGCUCUGUGGGGCUGGCUGAGCGCCUGCGGGCUUGACAUCUUAGUUUGGAAUGUGCUGCUCGUCCUCAUCUGCGUGCUGCAGCUGGCCCACCUUGCUUACCGGCUUCGCAGAGACACCGUCCCUGAAGAGUUUGAGCUUCUCUACAAGGCCAUGUACCUGCCCUUGCAGGUGCCCCUGGAAGUCUACAGAGAAAUUGUGAAAUGCUGUGAAGAGCAAGUGCAAUCACUAGGCCGAGACCAGAAUUACGCAGUGGAGGGCAAGACGCCCAUCGACCGGCUCUCCUUGCUGCUGUCUGGCAGGGUCCGUGUGAGCCAGGAUGGGCAGUUCCUCCACUACGUCUUUCCAUACCAGUUCCUGGACUCUCCAGAAUGGGAGUCACUACGACCUUCUGAGGAAGGAACGUUCCAGGUCACACUGACAGCUGAAACUGACUGCAGCUACAUCACCUGGCCAAGGCGACAGCUGUACCUCCUCCUGAGGAAGGACCGCUACAUUGCCCGCCUCUUCUCCUCCCACCUGGGCUAUGACAUCUCAGAGAAGCUCUACUCCCUCAAUGAGAAGCUCUUUGCCAAGUUCGGUCUCCGCUUUGACAUCCGCUUGCCCAGCCUCUACCAUGUUCUGGGGCCGGCCUCCUCAGAAGGGGAGCUGGAGGAGGCUGAGGAGCUGCCGUGCUCACCGCAGCCUGACCAUGGGCUGGACGGGGCCUUGGAACCCCCUCCACAGCCUCCACCACCACCACCACCUGCUUCGCGCCCUCGGUCCUCCCGGCCUGAGAGCGACCUGCUGGCCUCUGAGAACCUCCGGAGCCACCUUCCUGCUCCCUGCAAAGGACGAGCUCCCCUGGCUCCCACGCAGACCCCCGAGCUCUAGGGAACAGCAGGCUGUUUGGAUCCCAAGCCCCCCUGGGGGGGUGUGUGUACUCACACUUUUCUGACUAGAUGGACACUGUAGCAUGCACCAAAAUGUCUGCCUGCAUGGACACGGACACUCAGGAGCACAUGAAGCACACGCGUGGGACUGCAGUGACCCUCCAGCACCUCCCACUCCACAAUGUUUGCUUCAACCUGCCAGCCCCAGGAUGAUGAUUCCUUGGUUUGGUUUCUAAUCCUGCCUCUCCAGGGCAUGUCGGCAGCCCUGGUACCAUGGCACAGCGAUAUGGCUGCAAGCAGCAUGAGCUGCUCAUGGGAUCUGCGUUCCCUUUGAUUUAACAAUCCCCAUUAAAGAUAGAGGAUAAGUUGGUGGUGUUUGAAGAUUUGGAGAGGGUGAUAACGCUCCUUAAAGAAUGUGAGGUGGUUUGAAAGCCAUGGGGAAAAGGACAGUGGGAAUUGGGGUGCCUGGUGGCUUUGGCAAUGGGCGUGAUUCAGAAGGCAUGAUAUGGAGACUGGAUCUAUGACAUCACAGUAGUCAUCCGCUCUAGUAAGGCCAGGAAAGCCCUUCUAGGGACUAGGUUUCUCACUGCUGGCAAGCACUGCUUAGCAAAGACAUUACUAACUGCUGGUGAAGGGUCAGUUGUUUGAGUUGAUCCUUUUGCAAUAAGGAAGAGGAGAAACUGGGACUCAGGUGAGAAGGAGAGUCUGAAAUGGCAUUUUUGUACUGAGUGGGGCUUGUUCUCAGGAUGUGCACACAGUGAAGGAAACUCACGAGAGCAAAAAGCAUCUGGGGAAAGCAGCCACUGGUAGGGAGGAGGUAGUACAGCACCUUAGGAGGAAGUGUGGAAAUGGAUUUG
Messenger RNA from Coturnix japonica (Japanese quail), 4393 nucleotides. It is a transcript of the gene POPDC2, whose product is annotated as popeye domain cAMP effector 2. Lineage: Eukaryota; Metazoa; Chordata; Aves; Galliformes; Phasianidae. The record is from RefSeq and is a predicted model, not a curated record. Gene Ontology annotation, molecular function: cAMP binding. Gene Ontology annotation, cellular component: sarcolemma. Gene Ontology annotation, biological process: heart development; skeletal muscle tissue development; striated muscle cell differentiation.